Bufo gargarizans (Asiatic toad) is the source of this 2701-nucleotide messenger RNA. RefSeq names its product protocadherin gamma-C5-like. The record is from RefSeq and is a predicted model, not a curated record. NCBI's taxonomy places the organism in Eukaryota, Metazoa, Chordata, Amphibia, Anura, Bufonidae. Gene Ontology annotation, biological process: homophilic cell-cell adhesion. Gene Ontology annotation, molecular function: calcium ion binding. Gene Ontology annotation, cellular component: plasma membrane.
GCUCCGAUGAGAGCCCUGUGGAUGAUUUCAAUGCAGGAAAAACAGGAGUUUCCCUUCCAUUGGAUUUAUAUUUUUUCUCCUCACACACUUGGAUUGAGGGGAUGAUGAUUGUUUUCUACACAUUUUAGAAGAAGGAUUUAAGAUAUGGACAAUCAGAGAUUUGUAAAGGCUUGGAAAUGGCAAGUAGCUUUCUCCCUCUUCCUUUGUAGCUGGGGCUGGGUCUCUGGGCAGCUGCGUUAUUCUAUUGCUGAGGAGUCUCAUCCAGGGACUGUUGUGGGGAAUGUGGCUCAGGAUCUGGGGGUGAAUCUGGCUGAUAUUAGUAGAAGGAGACUGAGUUUGGGAUCAGAUGGAAGCAGCAGAUUAUUCUCUCUUGAGGAGAAGAAUGGAGCUCUGGUUGUACAUGAGAGGAUUGAUAGGGAGAGCCUGUGUGGAUCCAGCCUGAGCUGUUUGCUGCAUCUAGAGGUUGUGGCUGAGAAUCCUCUGGAGCUUCACAGUCUGGAAAUAGAGGUUCUGGAUAUUAAUGAUAAUUCACCAGUAUUUCCAAGUGCUAACCAGAUUAUAAAGGUGACAGAGUUACUUACAAGUAUAGGUAAACAAUUUCCGUUAGAGAAUGCUCAAGAUUUAGAUGUUGGGAUUAAUAGUGUCAGUCAGUACACAAUGAAAUCAAAUCCAUAUUUUUCAUUGUCCACAAAAAAGCGUAACGAUGGAACGCUCAUUGCUGAAUUAGUGCUGGAAAAGACUCUAGACAGGGAAGAGAUCGCAGAGCACAGGCUUAUUCUCAGUGCUAUAGAUGGAGGAGAACCAGCCAGAUCAGGAUCUACACAGAUUACUGUUCUUGUAUUAGAUAUCAAUGACAAUGCACCAGUUUUUCAUCAGUCCUUGUAUAAAAUCAGUAUCCUAGAAAAUAUCCCUCUGAAAACGACCAUUUUGAAAGUCAAUGCUACUGAUUUAGAUGAAGGCGUAAACAGUGAAUUCAUCUUUUCAUUUGAUCAUCGUACUUUAGAAGCUGCAAAGGCAACAUUUGAUUUAAAUCCUACAACAGGGGAAAUAUAUAAUAAGGAAAUUGUAGAUUAUGAAGGCAUCAACUUUUUUGAAAUUUUUAUUAAAGCUGUAGAUAAGGGUUCUCCUAAACAAGAGGGACACUGUGUUGUCCAAGUGGAAAUAGAAGAUGUAAAUGAUAAUAGCCCAGAAAUUAAUUUUAUAUCUAAAAAUAAUGCAAUCACUGAAAAUGUCCCUAUAGGAACUGUUGUUGGACUCAUCACAGUAAGAGACAAGGAUUCAGGUAAAAAUGGAGAAGUUAGACUGGAUGUACCACUGGGUUUACCAUUUAAAUGCCAGGCCAUGUCACAGCGUUACGCUCUGGUCACUAGUGGACAUCUGGACAGAGAGAAGCUCUCACAAUACACGAUUAAACUGACGGCAUCUGAUCUGGGUUCUCCAGCUCUCAGCAGUCAGAUUACAAUCAGCCUUAAUAUCUCUGAUGUUAAUGAUAAUCCUCCAGCAUUUCUACACAAUGUCUACAAUGCCUUCAUAUCGGAAAACAAUGAGGCAGGCAGACUGUUAUGUACAGUAUCUGCCGUAGAUCCAGAUGAGGGAGCUAAUGCAAACCUUAUUUACUCCAUCACUGAGAGCCAUAUCCAUGGUUCUCCUGUCUCAUCAUUUGUCUACAUUAACUCCAACACCGGGGAUAUUCAUGCACAAAGGUCUUUUGACUAUGAACAAUUCCAGGUUCUGCAGAUCAUAGCAAGAGUGGAAGAUUCCGGAUCUCCAAAAUUAUCCUCCAAUGUUUCUGUCUUCAUAUUUAUUGUAGAUACAAAUGAUAACGCUCCCACCAUCUUAUACCCAGAGAAUACAGGAGAGACCAUUGCUGAAGAGACCAUUCCAAGAUAUGCUGCUGCUGGCUAUUUAGUCACUAAGGUGUCUGCAGUGGAUACAGAUUCUGGGCACAAUGCCUGGCUCCUCUAUAGUCUUGUUCAGUCUGCCAGUCCUGCUUUAUUCCACAUCUCUGAAUACUCAGGAGAAGUCAGGACUCUCCGAGGUUUACAUGAAAUAGAUAACAUGGAGCAUCGACUUGUGAUUGCAGUCAGUGACCACGGGGAACCUUCAAUGACCACUACAACUACUAUUAUUGUCAGUAUAUUAGACACUGUUUCUCAGGAAAGUCCUAAAUCUCAAGACUUUCUUACAAAUGCCAAAUCUACUCCAGACCUCACUCUGUAUCUUAUUGUCUCUCUUGUGGCCAUCAGUGCAGUUUUUCUGGUCACAUUUACUAUCUUACUUGUCAGGUGCCUUAGAAAGAAUUAUUAUUCUGGGUGUGGAUUCUGCUUUACUGACAAAUCGCUUUCUACCACCUAUAUGGAUCAGUACAAACCAACCCUUUACCUGAACUCAUGGAACAUUAAAGUACAUGGAGGUGCGGAUGGCUCCACCAGAAGCUCCAGGGUCUUGUUAUCCGGCUUGUUUUCCUCCUGUAACAGAUAUUUCUCAUUCUACAUUACCAAAGACUCAGUUAACUAAUUUGGUCAGGGAACCAGAACAUAUUUCAGAUUCCAGCUGGUUUAGUGAACCUCCUCAGCAGGCGCAACCUGGUGCAGAGUGGCGCUUCUCACAGGCUCAGAGACCCGGACCUAGUGGAGCACAACCCGCAGAGGAGGCUGGAGUGUGGCCAAACAACCAGUUUGAAACUGAGAGACUUCAGGCA